Magnusiomyces paraingens is the source of this 3255-nucleotide messenger RNA. RefSeq lists its product as uncharacterized. The record is from RefSeq and is a predicted model, not a curated record. NCBI's taxonomy places the organism in Eukaryota, Fungi, Ascomycota, Dipodascomycetes, Dipodascales, Dipodascaceae. Bases 1 to 3255 code for a protein of 1084 amino acids. The transcript is spliced from 2 exons.
AUGUCAAUUAAUCAUUCUUGUAUUUAUAUUUCUCGACCAGAUGAAACCAGCUUUACAAAAGUUGAAAAACUUUCAUCCUUAUUCAAUUGCUUGAGUACAAAAGUUAAUGCCACUAUAACAAGCCCCUUUGGUGCUAAUAUCAAAAUCACUCAAGUUUUCCAACUCAAUCCCAAGCCAGACGAUGAUUUUUUUGAAAGAUUAUUGGAAUCCAAAUUUCGCAAACAUAAAUUACGAACUAUCACAUGCAUUCCUGAUAUAGAAGAUAACUAUGAAGGCCAUCUCCAGUUUACUUACCAUUUCCCAAUCCCUCCCUCGGGGUCUAUCACUUCUUUUAAGGCUUCAAUCGGUAACAACCGCAAAAUUAUGGGGAAGUUCACCAACGCCACUCAAGCUAAACAAGAAUUUCAAGAAAUUGUUGAAAAACAUAAAGAAACAGUAGUCGCUUUGGCCACAACUUAUUCUGACGAUAUUUUUGAAGUAGACUUUGGAAAUAUUCCCUGGGACUCCACAGUAGAGGUGGAAUUAGAAUACUUCUCACUUCUUGAAUACGAUAUACAAUACGAUGGAUAUCGCUUCUUUAUCCCCACUAAUAUUUUCCCAAGAUAUGGUCCAUCACCUUCUAAAAUAAAUGGUGUUGUCGGCCACUAUUCAGCAGGAACAACCCCACAAUUUGGCACUUAUAUUUCAGUUAAACUCAGCUCUUCUGAAAAUAAAACAAUUGAAAGUAUAUCUCACAAAGAUACUGCAAAAGUAACUACCAAUUCAGUGACCUAUGUCUCUAAAGAAGAACUUGGGAUAGUAAACGACUUUGUGGUCAUCAUUAAAGACUCAGACAAAAAGGAACUCGCGGCCCAUCUUUCUAAAUGGGGACCCCUCCCUGAAACUCCAGUUCUCAGCAAUCUUCUCACUAUUGACCUUCGUCCUGAAAUACCAUCCAAAAUCACUUCUGCUAAGGAAAUAAUUUUCCUGAUUGACUGCAGUGGUUCCAUGAGUGACAAUAUUCCCACUUUAAAAGACGCCCUUCAGCUUUACUUGUCCUCUUUGCCAGCACCAGGAACUAACUGUGACUAUCCAAUUUAUUUCAACUUUGUCUCUUUUGGUUCCAACUAUUCUUUUCUUUGGCCACAUUCUAGACUACUCAAUAAUGCGUCUUUCCAAACGGCACGAACCUUUAUUGAUGAAAUAGAUUCAAACAUGGGAGGUACAGAAAUCUUAAAGCCAAUCAUUGAAAUCAAUAGAGUGAUUAAAAAAUCAACAUAUCGAGAUACCACAAACGAUGUUUAUACUGACCCAAUUGAACGUGAAAUCAUUGUUCUAACAGAUGGUGAAAUUACUUAUGUUGAUCGAGUGAAAGAAUUUGUUGAGAAUAUAGUACCUUCUUACGAUCCUAAGACAAGCGGCACAUUGCGUGUUCAUUCUUUUGGUGUUGGUGAUAACGUUUCACACGGCCUUCUUAAUGCUUUAGCCAAAGCUGGCCGUGGUUUCAAACAAAGUGUUUUAAAUAAUGAACGGAUGGAAGUCAAAGUUAGCAGACUGCUCCAGAACAUCUUAAGUCCUAACGUUAUUAAUACCACUGUUUAUUGGUCUCUUAAGGGAAAAGAAAAUAAUGAAAAGAAGCAUGCUGAAAAAGAUGAUGAUUUUGAGAUUGUUGAAGGUUAUGAUGAACCCUUAGAAUUUAAAUUGACGGAGAGCCUAGAAGACCUGAAAGUUAAUGAAGCUGAUCACUUAACAGUACCUAAAACUGGCUUAUUUCCAGUGCUUUCCAAUAUGGACUCCAGACUCUACAUUUUUCUUAAAUAUGCCAAAGUUGUGGCACCUUCCGUCAAAGUGGUACUGCAUUUUAAUGACAAGUCAACAAAAACUUAUGAAGCACCAGUUGUGCAAGAUGAUGAUGAUGAUGAUGAUGAUGAUGAAGCUGGAAGCAAGUUUUUGUUUAUUGCCGGAGCACGAGCACUUGUGUCUGCGAUUUCCACUGAUUCUAUUACUAAGAGCAUGGGAUCCAAUAUUAGUAUCCUGCCAACCUAUAUGAUUCCAAAAAUAGAGCGUUUAAAAUUUUGCGACAGCAUUGGCGAAACCUUUGGAUUGAUAACCCCCUGGACGUCGUUAAUUGCAGUUGAAGAAUCUGUUGGAUCUUCUGAUGGAAAGAAACCAUCAUCACUCAAUAAAAAUGCAAGUCAACAAAAAGUAUUUUUUGCAAACACACCAAAUCCUAGCAGCACUUCAUUUAAACUUUUUGGAAACAGUCAAGUACCUACAUCUUCACUCUUUGGAAGUUCAAAUCAGUAUGCUCCUGCUCUUAUUGGAAGCUCCCAUCAAUCGGUGACUGGACUUUUCGGAAACCCUCAACAAUCUUCGUUUGGACUUUUUGGAAGCUCUCAACAAUCUGCACCUGGACUUUUUGGAGAUUAUCAACAAUCUUCGUCUGGACUUUUUGGAAGCUCUCAACAAUUUGCACCUGGACUUUUUGGAGAUUAUCAACAAUCUUCGUCUGGACUUUUUGGAAGCUCUCAACAGUCUGCACCUGGACUUUUUGGAAAUUCUCAACAAUCUUCGUCUGGACUUUUUGGAAGCUCUCAACAAUUUGCACCUGGACUUUUUGGAGAUUAUCAACAAUCUUCGUCUAGACUUUUUGGAAGCUCUCAACAGUCUGCACCUGGACUUUUUGGAAAUUCUCAACAAUCUUCGUCUGGACUUGUUGGAAGCUCCAAUCAGUCUACGACUGGACUUUUUGGAAGCUCUAAAAAGGUUGCACAUACAAAUUCAAGUUUUUCCCAGAUGCAGAAAAUAAGGAGAGACUAUCCUAAAGAUUACGGAUCUAGUUCUAUACAAAACCCUCAGUCGGCCAGCUUUCUAUUCAAUAAACCAGAUUCUCAUCACACAGAAUUACCAGAAUCCAGUGCUGCAUCUGGUUCUGAAUGCUAUCAAAACCUUGCAAUUGUGACAAGAGCAUGCAACUUUGAUGGUUCAUUUGAUGUGACCCCUGAGCUUUAUAAGUUGCUUUCUCCUGCACAUUCACAACCGCAACUGGCCUCCAUUGACGCAGCAAAUAAUCCCAACGCUAGUGGUUAUGUUGCACUUGCUGUGACUGUUUAUCUGGAUAAAUUGGUCCAGGAUGCUAUAAGUUUCAAAAUAAGUUUAGGUGAAUCUUUAAACCUUCUUCUUCAAAAGAUUAACCAAUACGUUGCUCACUCAUAUGCUAAUGACGCACAGAAGUUGGAGACAGAACGUAAAGUUUUACAGGAGCUUUUUAAGUGA